Aureobasidium uvarum is the source of this 876-nucleotide messenger RNA. The record is from the annotation of a GenBank genome assembly. Lineage: Eukaryota; Fungi; Ascomycota; Dothideomycetes; Dothideales; Saccotheciaceae.
AUGGCAUCCACCACAAAGUACCAGGCAGCGCCAACGCGUGAUUCGUUCGAGGAGCAGGCCUACAGCCAGCCCCCUCCAUCUUACCAGGCAGAAGCCUCUGGCGUUCCUGGAGUUCCUCGCGACGAAGACGACAAUGUCCCCGAUGACUUCAAGGUAUGUCAUGUCGCGACCUACUGUCAAAAGACUUUCCUUACUGACGUACCACAGUUCGGUGGCUCCGUUUCCGAAGCAACUCUCGACAUCCGCAUGCAAUUCGUCCGCAAGGUCUACUCGAUCCUGACCGUCCAGCUCCUCGCGACCGCCGCUCUUUCUUCCGUCUCAUUCUUCAGCCCUGGUUACAAAGCAUGGAUCCAGACCAACCAGUGGAUGAUGUGGGUGUCGCUCUUCGGCGCCAUCGGCUUCAUGCUCUUGACCUUCUGGAAGCGCAAGUCGUACCCCACUAACCUCCUCUUCCUUGCUGGAUUUACUGCCAUGGAGGCAUAUUCGAUCAGUGUCGUCACAUCCUUCUUCGAGAGCAAGAUUGUGCUCGAGGCGCUCAUCUUCACCCUGGCUAUCUUUGUCGCACUCACGCUCUUCGCCUGCCAGACCAAGUACGACUUUACCAGCUGGAUCCCCUAUCUUGCCGGAGCUCUCUGGGUUGUCAUUAUUUUUGGAUUCAUGGCAGCCUUCUUCCCUCACACCAGCACGAUCGAGUUGGGAUACGGCAUCGUUUGUGCACUCAUCUUCAGUGGCUACAUCCUGGUCGACACACAGCUCAUCAUGAGACACUACCACGUCGAGGNNGAGGAGAUUGCAGCUUCCAUCUCGCUCUACCUUGAUAUCAUCAACCUGUUCUUGGCCAUUCUCAGAAUUCUGAACAGCCAGCAGAACAACUAG